AAACACCUUUACAAGACAGCACGUUCUAAAAAAGAGGCCAGUGCUGUUGCAGGCUGGCUUUCCAACUCAACAGAGUCAUCAAAAUCUCAGGGCGAUGAAGCUGCAGAUGCGUUGGCAGGAGCUGAAGGAGAGAGAACUCACAGCCCAAAAACACAACAGACAGCUGCUGCAGCAAUUUGAAGAAGCCCAGGACACACUGAGAGAGAUGUUGACCCUCAAUGCUACCAUGAAAACUAUUCGGAAAGAGUAUGAGCGCUACCUGGAGGAGAACUCCCCACGCUGGGAGCAGCAAUUCAAGGAGCAAACACAAGCUGCUCAGAAAAGGAGGAUGGAGGAUUGUUUGCGGUCAUGUCUAAAGAACCCAGGAGGAUCAGAUCGACUUUUACUCUCACAGGGGUCGACUGCAAAGACACAACACAUCAUUGCACCUCAAAGUCACAACAACCAAAUCCACUGCCCAGAUUACAACCAAGAUGGCUCCCCUCACCUCCCCUACAUGCCCUCUUCCUGGCUGACCCACCCUCAAUCCCAGACUGCUAGGUUUCCCAUCAGAGCACCCUAUCAUCCUCAGCCUUCCUCUCAUGCCUCCGAGUCUGUCCCACCACCACCACCCUUCUCCCCACAUCCUUGUCCGUUCCCUCUCCCCCACCUUGCCUCCACAUUGGUCCAUCGUCCGCCAGAUUGGGGAUCCCUGCUGCCUCACCACCUCUGGUCUCCAACAGCAGGUGUGGCUGGACACCCCUUAGACUCUGGGGCUCUGUGGGGUCAGCUCAACAUGGAGGAGCCUCCUCCUGAGAGGGGAGAUGCACUUGUCGUAGGAGAGGGGUCAAGAACAAGCAGGCCAUCCAGCUCAGUGAGAGGAGGAAGUGGUGGAAGCAGGAGGAGUCAUGUAUCCCAGGACCUGGACAUCAAACCAGUCCGUCUGCCCAGUGGCCAUGCAGAGAGCAGUGAAAGCAGCAGGGAGUCUGAUCAGGCAACCCGAGAGAGGAGGAGGAAAAAGAGGAGGGAACAGAGAGAAAGAUCACAGAGUUCCUCCUCUGGAAGAGAGGCACCCAGCUCUCAGGGGUCAUCUGGGAUUUCCAGUGCUAUCAUCUUUGCUGCAGCCACAGCAGCCCAAAGCCCAGAAAGUGAUGCCUCAUCAAAGAGAAGCAGCAGUAGAAGGACAAGGAGAAGCGGGGCUCUUGCUGUUGUGUCACCAAGGCCUGAGAUGGUGAUGAAAGAAGGGAAUACAGGAAGAGCAAAUAACUCAGGAAGUCAUAAAGAAGAGAAUCCGUCUACUGAGAGUCCUAUUGAGGAAUCAGGGAGUGAAAAAGCAGGAAAUCUAGAGUCUGGAUCCCAGAGGGAGGAUGAAUCUGGGAGCGUAAAAAUUGAAGAGGGCAGUGAACAUGAAAAAGAAAAAGAGGAGAGUGGAAGCUCUGGAUGUAAAAGUUUAGCAGAGAAGGAUGAGGAGGAAGAGGAGACAGAGAGAGAACUAGAUGAUGGGGAUGGAGAAAAUGAUGUUGAAGAAAAAGAGAACAGUGAAAAAAAUGAAGAGCAUGAGGAGAGAGACGAAGAGGAAAAUGAGGCUUCUGAAAGAAAGAAUACAACCGAGGAGGAAGAUGAGACAGGAGCAGAGGAUGAGAUGCAGGAACAGGAGUCCGUGGAAGAGGAGAAAAACUUAAAGAAGGGAGACAACGAGGAGAGGAAACAGGAUUCUGAAGAAGUGGAUGAGGAUGGCAGCGAAGGAGGUGAGGACGAAAUGGAGGAGGAUGGGGAGUCAGAUGAGGAAGGAGGAGAGAGUGGGGAAGAAGAGGAGCAGAGAAGUGAUGAAGCAGUAGAACCAGAGCAGGAAGGAGAUUCAGAGGACAGUAUCAUCGCGCUACAAGACAACAGAACCAAAAAGAUCUACAGUAUUCCUGAGGGAGUUGAAGAUGAAGAAGAGGAGGGAGAGGAGCAUGGAAGUACAGCAUCUCAGGAUGAUGAUGACUCAAAUGAUUUCAGUGAGGAGGGUAUUGAGAAUCUGCUGGCCCCUCACGGCCAAUCACAGGAAAAAGAAGAAAAGGAGAAGAGUGCCGGUCAGAAACCCAAAGCAAACUGUGACGAGGUGGAAAUGUUUCAAGUGGAGCAGUGCAGAUCGACUAAAGAUUACUUCAGUGACUCUGAUGAGUUUGACCACUUCUAUGACUAAAUAUGUAGAACUCAACUGACUUAACAGAGAAUGAAAAUGUGGUUGUCGAUAUUUAAAUGGUACAUAUUUCCAAUCCAGCAAUGAUCAAACUCAUCUGGAAUAAUUGCACUUUGACAGCAUGACAUGUGCAUUUUCAUUUUAUUUUCGGAUACAGUUUUUCAUACAAAUAUGGAACAGGUUUUAAACAGGUUUAAUCUCUUAUCAGAAAGAGAAACUGCAAACAGACUAAAAGAAAUUUUACAAAGUGUGACAAUAAUUUAUUGAUGAGUUUGUCGUUGCUGUUGUAUCAGCGUGACUGAUAUUCAAACAGUCAUGAUAGACCCUGCCAGAGAACGAUAAACUCACAACAGUCUGUCACAACAAUAAACAGGGAUGAUGUUUCAAUAGUA
Notolabrus celidotus (New Zealand spotty) is the source of this 2556-nucleotide messenger RNA. RefSeq names its product treacle ribosome biogenesis factor 1 (gene llcp). Gene Ontology annotation, biological process: regulation of DNA-templated transcription. The record is from RefSeq and is a predicted model, not a curated record. The transcript is spliced from 11 exons. Gene Ontology annotation, cellular component: RSF complex. Lineage: Eukaryota; Metazoa; Chordata; Actinopteri; Labriformes; Labridae. Bases 95 to 2167 code for a protein of 690 amino acids.